Molecule: messenger RNA, 5133 nt
Organism: Loxodonta africana (African savanna elephant)
Lineage: Eukaryota; Metazoa; Chordata; Mammalia; Proboscidea; Elephantidae
Product: butyrophilin subfamily 1 member A1-like
Exons: 3
Coding region: 441-881 (146 amino acids)
Biological process (GO): regulation of cytokine production; T cell receptor signaling pathway
Cellular component (GO): external side of plasma membrane
Molecular function (GO): signaling receptor binding
Source: RefSeq, a predicted model, not a curated record
AAGCUUUCACUUUCAGAUGGUGAAAGGCCCCGAGUGGGGUGACUCUUCUGACUACGAGCGAUCUACGGAGGCUCCGGGCUGGGGUCUCUGCAGAUAUCUCUGCCACUGGGGCUGACCCUGCUUUCUCAGCUCUCCUGGGAUCCACUUGCCCCUGAGAUGGGGGAUCCUGGGCCCACAGUGUCUGACCCAGAAGCAGGGAGUGGGGAUUCCAGAGCAGUUAACUGCAGGCGCAAUCUCUGAGGGCAGAUUUGGGGUCUGCUGCCCUGAACCUCCUCGAGCUGCUGAGUUUAGAGACACUUGAGGAAGUCUCUCAAAGCUGAAACCAGGAGAAGCUGGUGAGUUGGCUGUGUAGACUGCCCUGAACCUCCUCGAGCUGCUGAGUUUAGAGACACUUGAGGAAGUCUCUCAAAACUGAAACCAGGAGAAGCUGCUCUGAGGAAAUGGAGGGCAUCUUCAGACACACUUUGGUCUGCCAUCUCACCUCCCUACUGCUCCUCCUCCAGCUGCCCACAAGGGGGUCUGCAGACGAGUUCCUGGUGAUUGGCCCCACGGAUCCCAUUGUGGCAGUGCUGGGUGGAAACACCACUCUGCCCUGCUUCCUGUCCCCGGCCAUGAGUGCAGAGAACAUGGAGCUGCGGUGGUUCCGUUCCAAGUUCUCAGAAGCAGUGUUCAUCUAUCAGAACCAGCAGGAGCAGAAGGAGGGGCAGAUGCCGCAGUAUUUGGGGCGGGCCUCGCUGGUGAGAGACUUCCUCACGCAGGGGCAGGCUGCUGUGCACAUUGACAAGGUCCGGGCUUCUGAUGAUGGGCUGUACACCUGCUUCUUCAGAAAGGGACGCUUCUAUGAAGAGGCUACUUUGGAGGUGAAGGUGGCAGGUUGGUGAUUUGGUCUAUAUAUUCUAGAGACCUGGAGUGUAUGAGCUGGGAGCAGCCUCAGGGAUGAUUUAAUUCAGCCUGUCAUUUUAUAGAUGCAGAAAAGGAGGCUCAUUCGUUCAUUUAUUCCAUGUAAAUAAUGUAGAGCCCCUACUAUGUGCCAGGCCUUGUUCUAGGUGUCACGGAUACAUCUGUGAGCCAAAUAGAGAUCCCUGCCCUGUGGAAUUCAUAUUCUAAAUGCAGAGAUAGAAAAAUCACAAUAAAUAAGUAGGUUAUAGAUGAUGUUAGAAGGUGAUAAGCUCAGAGGAUAAAAGGCAAAGUAGAAGAGGGGAAGGGGAUCAGGAUGUGGGCAUGGCGACUGGAAUGGGGACUGAGCUGGUGAGAAUGUGCUGUCUGAGCAAAGGGUUGAAGAAAGUAGGGAUUUAGCUAAGUGUAUAUCUGGAGAAUAAGAAUUCCAGGCAGAAAGAAGAGCCAAUGCAAACUCCCUGAGGUACAAGUGUGGCUGUUAUAUUCUGGGCACACAGGGAGGCCUUAUGGCUGGUGGGAGUGAAUGGGGGACAGGAUGGUAAGAAGUGUCCAUACUGGACAAAAAGAUGUUCCUGGUAUAGGUUGCACAGAGAAGGGACUGGUUAAUGCUGCCAGGGGGGAUCAGGAAAAGUUACCCAGGGAGGAGAUACUUAAGCUGGCACUUGAGUUCAUCAGGCAGUGUUGCAAAGAGCUCUCAAGGUUGAGUGACUGAAGCUGUAAAGGCAGGGGGUGGUUAAUAGCAAUUAACUAAAUAGCCCUUUGCGACUAGAGUCUAUGGGCGCUGAGGCGCACAGGUGGUUGAGGUUGUGGAGAAUUUGAGAGAAGGGGUUGAGGAGGAAGGCAGGUGCCAGAUCAGAGAAGGCUUUGUGUCCCAUGUUAAGGAGUUUGGAUGCAGAGCAGAGGUCAUUUUAAGCAGAGCAGUGCUGGGAAUGCUCACUCUGGCAGCUGUGAGGUGGAGGGAUGGGAGGGAGAAAGGCUGGAGGCCUGGAGUGUAGUUAUGAGGUAGAGAGGAUGACUGCCUGACCUCAGGUAGUUGCUGUGUGGUGAGAAAGGAGGGGUCAGACAUCAGAGAGAUUAAUAAAAUAGACUCAACUGAGUGAAUAGAUUUGGGGAUACUAGGGUUUGGGGGUGGGGAAGAGGGUAGCACAGAGACUCCCAGGGUUUUGCCUUGGCUGUUUGCUGUUUAGUGGUAGGAAUAUUGAUAACUAUGUAUCACUUACCUAUCACUGUUAUAAUGCUAUGUAACAGUCAUGAAAUCUCAGUACUAUAUAACAAUGAACAUUUAUUUAAGUUGCGCAUUUAUAGAGUUCAGCUAAUCUGGGCUGGGUGUGGCUAUUUUCAACUGAGCUCAUUCAUACAUUUUUGGUCAGCUGAAGAGCUCCUUGUGGAACUUGUCUGGGUUUUUCACAUGGAUGGGAGUCAACUGGCUGAGCUAGGAUGGCUUCAGCUAUAAAGGCUGAGGUGACGAGGUAAUGUUCCGUGAGUCUCAUCCUCCAGCAGGCUAGCCUGAGCAUGUACCUCUCCUGGAAAUAGCAGAAGGCGCAAUGGUGCAAGCACUUUUCAAAACUUUGCUUGUGUCACAGUAGCUAAUUUCUCACUGGUGAAAUCAAGUCACGUGAUCUAUCCAAGCAUAGGAGUGAGAGGGCACUAUAACGUGAUGUGGCAAGGGGUGGAGCAGUGGUUAAGGGCUAUGGCUGCUUACCAAAAUGUUGGCAGUUCGAAUCCACCACCUGCUCCUUGGGAACCCUAUGGAGCAGUUCUACUGUGUCCUGUAGGGUCAUUAUGAGCCGGAAUUGACUCGGCAGCAAUGGGUUUAGGUUUUUUGGUUUGGUAAAGUGUAAGGUGGAUGUAAAGAAAGGUGGAGACCCAGGGCUAUGUUUGUAAUUAAUCAACCACAGAUAGGACAAAAUUAUGAACUCUGCUGUAGAAUUUCGAGUUUGAAGUACAUAUGAGGGAUCCUCGUAAAGACAACCCAUGGGGAUGUGGAUAUAAAGGAGGGGAAUUUGGGAGACAAAGUUGUUUAAUUGAUACAAUUUUGGAAGUGAUUUAUAAAGAGAAGCAGUGGGAACAAAAAGAAGCUAGGGAGACUGUGUGACUUGAGAAGAGUGGAGAUUCAAGUAUUAUGCUGAAGGGAGACUGAGGAAGAAAGGCUGCAGGGUGACUGCUGGUCUGCCAAAUAGGAGAUUUUUGCUAACUCUCCAAGAAUAGACUCAAUGGAAUAGUAGGCGAAGUCAGACUGUUGGGGGUUGAGAGGUAUGUGAGAGAUGAGAACAUAGAGGUAUUCAUGGAUUAUACAAUUAUUCCUCUAAGAAGGGCAGAAGGAGACUAAAGAUUUGAAUAUGUAUGUGCUUAGGCAAAGAAGUAGAUGGAGAGGAAGAAAUUAAAACAAGGAAGUAGAGGUGAGGGAGAAGAGAGAAGAAGAGAGGGAAGUGAGAUGAUAAUUGAUGGAACCAGGCCUUACUUAGACGAGAUGGUGAGCUGUGAGUUCCAGAGCUCAGGGGAGCAAUUAUUCUUGAGUGAGGGAGAUUUUCUCCUACUCUGUGACAGGAAGAUGAGAGUAAGAUCAGUUUGGAUAAAUAAGAAUUUGUGGAUAAUGAAAGCAAAACAAAAAAAGCAAAACCCAUAAAUCUCUUAAUUUCAAAUAUUUCCUACUUCCUAGAGUAAGCCCAACAAAAUCUUAGUUUCAACAAAAUUUAUGGUCUGUUUAACUUAUGCCCUUGAUGAGUUUUUGUGAGGACAUCAUCUUAUUUUCUCGUGGCCUGGCCUGGAGUUUUGUGCUUUGAUUUAUGUUUCCUUGGUUUCAUCUCAAGAAAAGAGGUUUGAAAUUUCUUACCUUUUUUUUUUUCUCUGUGCCUCAGUCUUUGCAUCUGCGUGGUUGGAAAAAAACAGUCCCCAGCCUCAGAGCUCCCCUUAAGAAUCCAUAUGCACCUUCCUUGGUUCCCUGUGGUGGAGACUCUGCCCUGCCACCACUAGGGGCAGCCUUCCCAUAGAACCUCCAGAAUACAUGACAAUUCCUUGUGUCACACUGCUAGUGUCCUGAAGCAAAUCAAGUUACCUCACCUAUCCUAGAGUGAGAGUGUGAGGGUAGCACAAAAUGAUGGAAAGAAGGCAAGGUGAAUAUAAAGGAAGGGGAAGACCCUGGGUUAUGUUUGUAAUCGAUCUACUACACAUGGGAAGAAACUAUGAAUUCUGUUCUGGAAUUUUGAGUUCAAAAUACAUGUGAGGAAUCCUGGUGGAGAUAACUCACGAGGAUGUGGAUAUAAGGGAGGGGAGCCUGGGAGACAGGGUUGGUUAAUGGAUAAAUUUGGGAAGUGAUUUACGAAGAGAAGCAGUGUGCACAAAAAGAAAUGAGGAAGAGUGUGUAAAGUGAGAAGAGUGGGAUUCAAGGAUCAAAUUAUUGGACUACUCCUGCUUUUAUGGAACAGGAGGAGGAAGAGAAAUCCAGGAAGGCGGUUUAGCACAGUGGUCUGAGAGGUGGGAAGCCAAGUGUAAAGGAAGGGUGACCAAGACAAGAUGGAGCCAGUUUCAAGCUUGAGUCCACAGUGUCAUAUCCUGAAGGAAGACUGAGGAAGAACGACUGCAGGUGACCACUAAAGCUGCCAAGUAGGAGAUUUUUGUUAAUUCACCGAGAAUGGACUCAGUGGAAUAGCAGGAGAAGCCAGACUGUUGGGGCUUGAGAUGUCAGUGAGAGGUGAGACCAUGGAGAUGUUCAUGGAUUAUAAUGGUUACUCUUCUGAGUAGGGAAGAAGAGGGAGUCUGCAGAAAUUAGAACAUGUUUAUAUAUUUAGGCAAAAGGAUAGGUAGAGAGGAAGAGAUUAGCAAUAAGGCAGGAGAGAGACAGAGAGAGAGACAAUAAUUGAUGGGAUCACCCUUAAAAGACAUGGUGAUCUGUGGGGUCCAGAGCUCAGGGGAACAGUUAGUCUUUGGUGGGGAGAUUUCCUCUUGCUUUGUGAAAGGAGGGUGAGCGUAAGGUCAGUUUAUAUGCAGAAGAGUUGGUGGAUAAUUAAAAUAAAAGCAAAACAAAAUUCAUAAAUUACUUAAUUUUUCUACUACAUAGGGAAAGUCCACUCAAGACUUUGUUUUGACAAAACUCUGUGGCCUAGUUUAACUUAUGGCCCUCGAAUAAUUUUGGUAAAGACCCACCUUGUUGCUCCAGGCUUGGUGUGGAUUUUCGUUCCUUUUUUUAUGUUUCCUGGGCCGAUCUCUGGGAAAAGGUUUGAAAUACAUUUUUCUCUU